Molecule: messenger RNA, 1647 nt
Organism: Manihot esculenta (cassava)
Lineage: Eukaryota; Viridiplantae; Streptophyta; Magnoliopsida; Malpighiales; Euphorbiaceae
Exons: 8
Coding region: 306-1217 (303 amino acids)
Biological process (GO): DNA repair; DNA damage checkpoint signaling
Cellular component (GO): checkpoint clamp complex
Source: RefSeq, a predicted model, not a curated record
UCGCAAGGAGGAGCAAGGUGGGAAAGAAAAGGGAGGAGAACUGGCGCGAGAAUCAAAAUUCCCAAAUGAAAAAAAGGGGAGGACUUUUUUAAAAAGACUGGGAGCUUGGUGGCUGUGGCUUACAUUUGCAGCGACGCUUUUGAUUGAGAUAAUGGUCACUAGCCCAAAUUCAUAGAAGAGAGAAAAUGUUGCAUCAGAGGGACGAUUCCUAAACUCGGUGAUUUGCUCUAGUCCCCCAAUCUUGUAAUUCAGGUUUGGACUUUGGAAAUACAAUAUUUAAGGACUUGAAUUAAGGCAAGAAGAACAUGAGCUCAUCAGCAAUAGAGCCAGAGGCACCUGACCUGGUGUGCCAGCUUGACAAUGUCCAAGGGAUGGUUGAUGCUUUCUCUGCAGUUCGAUGGAAACGCCAACAGGAUGCUGUGGUGGAAUUAUCAGAGCAUGGCAUUGUUUUGAUAGUUGAGGAGAUUGGUUGUCUUCAAGCUAAAGUUUAUCUCCAAAAGGAGCUUUUUGUCCAAUACCAAUAUAAUGCUCAAGGGCGGCCUAGAUUUGGAGUGAGCUUAGGGCUUUUUGUUGAUUGCUUGAACACAUUUUCAGUUCCUGGACAUUCAACUGCAAUUGAAAUUCAAUAUCCUGGACCGGACAUGCAGCUUCUUCUCAAGUCUGUUGAUUCACUUGAUGCCUGUAUUUAUGCGGAAAUCAGGACAAGAAUUCCAGAUACAUUUUCAUGGGACUACAACUUUGAACCUGCGGGAACUACACCAUUAAGUUUUACUGUUAAGUCUGCAGCAUUGAAGGAAGCUAUUGAUGAUCUUGAAUGGCCAGGAUCCAGCAUCCAGAUUAUUCUAAAACCAGUACCCCCGUCUGUAACCUUCAGAGGUGAAGGCCAUGGAGACUUGCAGAUAGAGUUCAUGUAUUACGUAAAUACCGAUCUGUUAAUUGCAUUUCAUUGUGACCAUGAAGUCUCUUACAGGUAUAAAUACAAGUUCCUUCGAGCAACAACGUCUAAUAUACCCAGCAGUGUUAUUAAAGACAACAGAGGAAGCAAACUGACCAUUGGGAGAGGUGGAAUGUUGAAAGUUCAGCAUCUGGUUUCAGUUGGAAGAUCAUCUAUUGCACAUCCCCAUGUGGAUGCUGCUGGCUAUCAACAACCUAGCCGAAUAGCUUUUAUUGAGUUCUUUGUGAGGCCUGAGGAAGAUGAAAGCACCAUAAAUAAUUAACAGGUUUUUUAUUUCCUUUUUUAUUUCUAUUUUUUUUAUAACAAUCAUCAUUCAUUAAUGGCUAGCAGAGGAGUCAUCUGCAACACAUUGGAGGCCUCGUAGGCAUACAUAGCAAAGACGACUAGGUACUGGCCGUGGGCCUUUUACUGCCACAUUCUGGUUGUCCUACUGCUGUUUUAUCUUUCUGCUUUGAGGUUCUAAAUGAUAAUCCAGUACAGACAUAAUCACUUCUCUUUUAUAGCAACUAUAUGCCAAUAUCAUCCUCUCAAAUCGUCUUAUUUUGUUUUUAUUCCUCGUGAAGUGAAUCCAGUUGAACAUCAUAUUUGUCAAUUUUUUAAGAAGCUUGAUCAUAGUGUUUUGGGUUGAAGAUGCUCUUGGUGUCAUAUGGUUCUUGUCCAGAAUGAUGAAACCUUGCUUUCAGCUUGUUUUC